AUGUCGUACAUUUUCAUCGGUACUGUGACAAAUAUAACAACAACGUGGAGGGACGGUGGUACAGGUGCAAGUCGUGACAUACAGUUUCAUGUGGAUGAAUUUAUUAAGCAGCCAUUCAACUCUAAUAACCAUUCAAUUAUAAUCUACACGCCUAGAGAUCGUUCAGCAUGUGGUAUUAAGAUGAAAUUAAACGAACGCUGGCAAAUUUGGGCAGAGUACUCGAACUUCUUUUCUGAAGAUGACGUUCCUCGUUGGCUUACAGUAAUCAGUUGCGGUCGUACCACCAAAAAUCUCAAACAGAAUGAUCGCCUAUUACGUAAAUGGUCUACUACGCCACCAAUAAGAAAAGACAAUAAAACCAAGAAUCACUAA
Messenger RNA from Rotaria socialis, 372 nucleotides. The record is from the annotation of a GenBank genome assembly. NCBI's taxonomy places the organism in Eukaryota, Metazoa, Rotifera, Eurotatoria, Philodinida, Philodinidae.